This is a messenger RNA of Boeremia exigua, 2492 nucleotides long. RefSeq lists its product as uncharacterized. The transcript is spliced from 2 exons. The coding region runs from base 392 to 2341 and encodes 649 amino acids. NCBI's taxonomy places the organism in Eukaryota, Fungi, Ascomycota, Dothideomycetes, Pleosporales, Didymellaceae. The record is from RefSeq and is a predicted model, not a curated record.
CGACGCUUCUGCUAUCAACAGCCCGAGAGCCGACGGUUAAAAUGCAAUAUAAAGGAAACAGCCAAUGUCAAACGCCUGCACGCUGUCAAACCAGCCAGUGACAUCGAAACCACCGCGUCCCCUACACGGCGGUCGAAGUCAAGCAUUUUGGCAUUUCUCAAAGCGGACACGCCUCAAUCUCUUGGGAUUCCUGGGCUCCGGCAUUUUGCUGCGCGAUCUCACGCCAGCGAUUAUCGAACCCGUACCAAGCCACAAGUACAAGUGUCACUUGUCGCUGUUUGCGACCGCGGACCGGACGUUGACGGAAACCGAACGCAAUAAUUUCUGCGAGUGUUGACGCCUUGCCAGUCACGCCCAGGAGCAGAACUGAGAUUCAUUGGGCUAGCAAAUCAUGAGUGCCGCCACGGCAGACGCCAACCGCGCGUUUCCCCUCCACGCUUUCUCCACGAAUCCGCUGCGCGACAGAGACGAUGCUGUCAAGGCUGUGGUGUCGUUACUCGAUCCGCUCUUGGCGGGCUUCUCUGACUACAACUCUAUGAUCAAAGUUGGAUCGACUGGAACUCGCUUUGAUGAGACUGCUGCUCAGGUCGAGGGCUUUGCGAGACCGCUUUGGGGUCUCGCGGCUUUGUUGGCUGGAGGCAGUGAAUAUGCAUCGACUGACAAGUUUGUCCAAGGUCUGAUCAAUGGCACAGAUCCAGAGAGUCCGGGAUUUUGGGGGUACAUGGAGGAUGUUGACCAGAGGAUGGUAGAAGCGUGUCCCAUUGGGUUUACACUGGCGGUUGCCAACAAACAAUUUUGGGACCCCUUGACUGACAAACAGAAGAAGAAUGUUGAGGCUUGGCUGGGCAGUAUGAACGGCAAGGAAAUGCCCAACACUAACUGGUUGUGGUUCCGAGUGUUUGCUAACCUUGGCCUUGCAAAAAACGGCGCGAAUUGGAACAGUGAGCUCGUCAAAUCAGACAUUAAACAACUGAACACGUUCUACCGCGGUGAUGGCUGGAGCAACGACGGUCCUGAGCACUACCGUCAGAUGGACUACUACUCGGGAUCCUUUGCUAUCCAGUAUCUCCAGCUUCUUUAUGCGAAGCUCGCCGCUGAUAUCGACCCUGAACAAGCGGCAGAGUACAAGGAACGUGCACGGCUCUAUGCUCAAGACUUUGUUCAUUACUUUGACCCUGAAGGCCGCGCUAUUACGUUCGGCCGUUCACUCACUUACCGCUGGGCCAUGGCUGCGUUCUGGGGCUCAUUAGCAUUCGCUGAUGUCGAACUCCCCGCCCCCUUAUCAUGGGGUGUAGUCAAGGGGAUUUGGCUGCGCAAUCUACGCUGGUGGACUACGCAGACCGACAUCUUCCAGUCCAACGGCAUGCUCACACUUGGAUAUUCUUACCCCAACACCUACCUCGCUGAGAACUACAACUCGCCCGGCUCACCAUAUUGGUGCAUGCUCACUUUCGCCUCACUAGCUGCCUCGAAAGACCACCCCUUCUGGACAGCAAAAGAGGAGCCCCAUCCUUACGCCAACGAGCGUAUCAUAAGACCAUUGACACACCCCCGCCACAUCGUUGUGCGAAGUGCCGGUCACUCAUUCCUCCUCAGCAGUGGGCAGUCAUGUCACUACGCAAUCAAGAACUCUAAUGCCAAAUACGGCAAGUUCGCCUACAGCUCCGCUUUUGCAUACUCCGUGUCAACUGGAUACCAGGAGCUGGAGCAAUUCGUCCCCGAGUCCUCGCUUGCACUUUCCGACGACAGUGGCGAGCUGUGGAAAAUGCGCAGAGCGCACAACGGCGACUCGAGCAUCGAGACCUUCGACGGCGUGCCAGUGUUGGUGAGCAGCAUGAAGCCAUGGCCCGAUGUCGAGGUGCAGACGUUCUUGAUCCCUCCUGCUGAGUCGAGUCCCAACUGGCACUUGCGAGUCCAUAAGAUCACAACUGGGCGCGACGUGUUGACAGCCGAGGGCGCCUUCGCCGUCCACGGCGCCAAAGCAGCUGACGGACGUGUUUUCUCUGGCUUCGAUGAAUCGCUGCCCGAGGGCGGCAUGGAGGGCAAGCAGAGCUCGCUUGCUGCGUCGAGGUCGGGUGCUGUGGGGAUCGUCGAGUUGUCGGGGACUAGCCGCGCUGGACACGUUUUGCAGGCUGAUGCAAAUAGCAAUCUUGUCGAAGCGAGGAGCGUAGUGCCUCUGCUGAAGAACGAACUCAAGGCAGGCUCGGCGUCUUGGUUCGUUACUGCUGUGUUUGCAUUGCCUGGUAGUGUUGAUGGGUGGAGGGAGAGUUGGAAGGACGGAUGGGAAAAGAGGCCGACGGUGCCCAAAUGGGUGCAGGAGAAGGUAGAUGACCGUAAAUAGACAUUCAAUGGCCAUGGUCAUUGCAUCAAUUGAAGUAUCAGAUAGAGACAGACGACAUCGCGAACAGCCAAUCCAGAACCUUGGAGACACUCUCUCAUGUUGCAGGAUAUACGGCGGACUGGGGAUGUGAGCCAAGUACACCACACGACAG